Daldinia decipiens is the source of this 730-nucleotide messenger RNA. RefSeq lists its product as uncharacterized. The annotation marks the transcript as partial. Lineage: Eukaryota; Fungi; Ascomycota; Sordariomycetes; Xylariales; Hypoxylaceae. The record is from RefSeq and is a predicted model, not a curated record. The transcript is spliced from 4 exons.
AGGCUUUCCACUAAUACCAUACGUGGCUGAUGACGUGGCGUUAGCUUCCACUAUCACAAGCUGAAGACUCAUAGAUACUGGUAUUGGUCCUUCUAUGAAAAGAACCAUGAUUUAAACGGGACAGAGUUGCCUGAUCACUGAAUUUAGAUAUCGGCGAUCCGGAAUACAGCCUUCUACUUAUCAUUUUUAUGUAUAUAAGUUCCGUCCGAAUUGCCAAUCAGCCAUGCCUACUCUUCUUGAUAAUGCUAUGAAAUCCAAGAACGCUGUACUAGCCUUCUCCGGGCUCGUUGCAGCCGCUCUCGCGUGGUCAUUGGCCGGCGGGAGUAUCUUCCCUUCUCAGGAUGAUCCCAAGGGAGAUCCCGAGACUUGGACGCGGGAGGAGCUUAGAAGAUGGCUCGCGGCCCGCAAUCUUCACCCCCAGAAAGGAGAUAAUCGAGAGCAACUCUUAGAAAGAGUCAAGGCAAAUAUGAGGUAGGGCGCAUUGUUGGCAGCUAUUUUAAAUGCUAGCGGCCUGCUCCGGUCUGGUAUAGAAGCAAUUAGAAAGUCGAAAAGGGCCGUCUACGCAUUGAAGAAGAAUAAAAGGAAGUAUGGGAUUUCCCAUCCGCAAAUUGGCGUUUCCUCCGCCAUCAGUCUUGCUUUUACACGCAUAGGUACCUAACAUAUGUAAUUAUACUUGAAGAAUUGCAUUUCUCACGAAUAUCGUCCUGAGCAAUAAAUGUGAUUGUGUUGA